AUGGGUAACGUUUUCUCUAUCUCAAUAUCAAUCUCGCCUGGGGACCUUGGUGGCUGGUGGCAAUGGAUUGCUGGGCGAGCUUGUAGGGUUGAGGGAAGAGGAAGACCAAGUGAACCAACAGUGGGCUUGGAAAAUAUGCUAGAUAAGGUAUGGAGCUGCCUCAUUCAAGAACAUGUGGGAAUUAUUGGCCUCUACGGCAUGGGAGGAGUUGGCAAAACUACACUCUUGACCCAAAUCAACAACAGGUUUAUCAAUACGUCUCAUGAUUUUGAUGUUGUUAUCUGGGUAACUGUGUCAAAAGAUUUGAGACUUGAAAAGGUUCAAGAUGAAAUUGGGGAGAAGAUAGGUUUUUUUGAGGAGAAAUGGCAUACAAAAAGAAUUGAUGAGAAAGCUGUAGACAUCUACAACGUGUUGCGCAAAAAGAAGUUUGUGUUGUUGUUAGAUGAUGUAUGGGAGCGAGUUAAUCUGAUAAGACUAGGAGUUCCUUUUCCAGAUGGACAAAACAGCUCCAAGGUAGUAUUCACAACUCGUUCGGAGACUGUAUGCAGCCUAAUGGAUGCUCAAAAGAAGAUUAAAGUGGAGACUCUGGAGUGGGAAGAAGCCUGGAAACUAUUUCGAGACAAGGUUGGAGAAGACAUCCUCGGUAUUCAUCCAGAUAUACCUCAUCUUGCACAAGCUGUUGCCAGAGAGUGCGAUGGUUUGCCAAUUGCACUCAUUACUAUUGCUCGAGCCAUGGCUUGCAAGAAGACACCCCAGGAAUGGAGUCAUGGUCUUGAAGUGCUGAGAAAAUCUGCCUCAGAAUUACAAGGUAUGGGUGAUGAGGUGUUUCCUCUUUUAAAGUUCAGUUAUGAUAGUUUGCCUAAUGUGAGAAUUCAAUCUUGCUUCUUAUAUUGCACCUUGUUCCCAGAAGACUAUAAAAUUGAUAAGGAUGACUUGAUAGAUUAUUGGAAUUGUGAUGUAUUUUGGAAUGAUUUUGAUCAUAAUGGAGGGAGUACUUCUCCCACCGAGGGAUUCAACAGUAUUAGCACUCGAUUACUGAAAGAUGAAAUUCCAUCUGCUCGUAAUGAAGGGUACGAAAUUAUUGGUACUCUUGGACGUGCCUGUUUAUUGGAAGAUGAAGGCAAAUACGUAAAGAUUCAUGAUGUGAUUCGUGACAUGGCUUUAUGGAUUGCAUGCGAAUGUGCAGAGAAAAAAGAACAUUUUUUGGUGCAAGCAGGUGCUCAGUUGAUUAAAACGCCAAAGGCUGAUGAAUGGGUAGGGGCAAGCCGGAUGUCAUUGAUGGCGAAUUCCUUUGAAGAUCUACCAGAAAGUCCUAGUUGUCCUCGUCUUUUGACUUUAUUUCUUUGUCAUAAUCAUGAUUUGAGCAUGAUCAAUGGUGACUUCUUCCAGUAUAUGGAUGCAUUAGCAGUUCUAGAUCUGUCGGAGACUCGUAUAGAAGAAUUGCCUCUAGGAAUUUCCAGAUUGAUUUCAUUGCAAUAUCUUAAUCUAUCUAAUACAUGGUUAAGGCGAUUAUCAUUUGAGCUAAAGGGGCUGAAAAAACUAAAAUACUUGAACUUGGAGAGCAAUGGUCACCUGAAAAUGAUUCCAGGGCAGGUGAUAUCUAAUUUGUCAUCACUGCAAGUUCUGAGAAUGCUGAGAUGUGGGAGUCAUUUGUAUGAAAAGGCGGGAGAUAAUAUAUUGUCUGAUGGUAAUUUGCAAAUAGAGGAGCUCAGGUGUUUGGAAAAUCUGAAUGAAUUAAGCUUCACAAUCAACUAUGCGUCCAUUCUCCAGAGCUUUCUCAACGCCCACAGAUUACAGAACUGCACUAAAGCUCUACUCCUAAUGUGCUUUGAUUCGCCAAACUCGAUCAACAUUUCAUCUUUAGCGAAUAUGAGGCAUCUGGGCGUCCUGGAAAUCCUAGCCAAUCCUAAUUUGGAAGAGUUGCAUGUUGAUUUUGCUGUGCAAGGAACAUCACAAAUGCCCUCUAUGAUCUCAACUAGGAAAUGCUUUGACAGCCUUCGGCAAGUACUUGUUUAUAAAUGCGACAGAUUGCGGGAGUUGUCAUGGCUUAUUCUAGCCCCAAAUCUGGAAAAUUUGAGAGUCAUAUCUAACCACAAUAUGGAAGAAAUAUUCAGUACCAGAAAAAUUAUUGAACUGCUAAUUAGGAGCAGAAAUCCAACACCAUUCACGAAACUUGAAUUUCUUGAAUUGCGUAAAUUACCGAAAUUGAAGAGUGUGUAUUGGAAUGCACUGCCCUUCCCAUUCCUGAGAAAAAUGAAAGUGUAUAAAUGCCCUAUGCUCAAGAAGCUUCCAUUAAAUUCUGAUAAUACAAAGGGAUGCAAAGUUGUCAUUGAAGCAGAGGCACAAUGGUGGGAACAUCUUGAAUGGGAGGAUGAUGCUACUAAAGCUGCCUUUCUACCCCAUUUCACACAUUACACAAUUCGGUAGAGGUAAGAAAUUUGACAAAUCUACGUCGUAUGCUUCAUAUUUCGGAUGAUGAGCAUUUGAGAGUGCUAAGAAAUUUGAUAGUAUGCUUCUUGUCAGCUGACGUGAUUUUGUCCCUUUUUCUCCUCCUCGAUAUAUUUUCCUUAAUUGAUGUCAAGAUGUUGUAAAGGAAUAAAUGGCGUGACAGAAAUGUAUAAUCUAGAUUUUAUUUCUUUGUCUUUUGAUUUAUCAU
Messenger RNA from Hevea brasiliensis (rubber tree), 2656 nucleotides. RefSeq names its product probable disease resistance protein At5g63020. NCBI's taxonomy places the organism in Eukaryota, Viridiplantae, Streptophyta, Magnoliopsida, Malpighiales, Euphorbiaceae. Bases 1 to 2427 code for a protein of 808 amino acids. Gene Ontology annotation, molecular function: ADP binding; protein binding. The transcript has a single exon. The record is from RefSeq and is a predicted model, not a curated record.